Messenger RNA from Yamadazyma jaroonii, 582 nucleotides. Lineage: Eukaryota; Fungi; Ascomycota; Pichiomycetes; Serinales; Debaryomycetaceae. The record is from the annotation of a GenBank genome assembly.
AUGAGUAUUCAAAUGAAUUUAGUGUUUAUCACAUUAUGUGUUGAAAUGGCUACCCUUUUCAUGAUGGUAUUACCAUUACCACAUAUCUUACGUAGGAAAUUCAUCCAUCUUAUUGAAAUACUACAAAAGAGUCAAAAUUUUAAAGUUGGAUUGAUAUUCUUUACUAUUAUAUUGGGAUUACAAUUCAUGGAUUGUGUUAAUAGAUUAAAUAGAUUAGAUUAUUUGAGAACCCCAUAUUUCACCAUGUCAAAUAUGUCAAGUAACACCAUGUUAACAAAUGAUCAAUUAGCUUCAAAGUUCUAUAGUCAAAGAAAUUUAUAUUUGAGUGGAGCUGUUUUAUAUCUAGAAUUAGCCAUUUACACAGUAAUCACCCAUUUAAAAAAAUUAGUAGCUAAGGAAGAUAAAUUAAGAUCAUUAAAUGUCAAACAAACAUUUGCUUCUGAAGAUGAAGAAGUUGCUAAAUACAAACAAUUAAUUGAAGCUAAAGAGAAAGAUAUUAGUGUUAUGAAGAAACAAAUUGAAGGUAUUCAAAGAUCAUAUGAUGAAUUAAACCCUUCUUCUGGAAUUUCAAAAUCUGAUUGA